GGAAUUUUCUCCCCAAACACAAAUUCCCAGAUCAUAUAAAUAAACAGUAAAAAAAAUCAUAGUAUAAAAGAAGGAAUUGGCGCUUCACGGUCUCCUUCAGUCUCUCUUUCUCAACCCUAACCAACUCAUGUAGCUCCAUUGUCGUUGACCACCGUGCUCAGAUUACAGCUAAGGUCACCGCCUAUCAACCCCUUCCAGAAGCGUAGAAGAAGUAGUUGGCACUUGAUAUGGCUAUAGAGAAGAGCAGUGCUCGCAAAAAGUUGUUUAGGCGCUAGCAGGACAUAUAUCUAUCAAAUUAGAUAGCUAGGUGAUGGUAGCUUUGGGAAAUUACAUGCGAUGGUAAUUUAUCACAUGCAUCUGGUUGUUGAAACUUGAAAGAUGGCAGGGGAAGAUCAGAAUAAAGGAAAAGCUUCUAACUGUCAUCCAACAAAACAACGUAGUAGACAUCUACCACGAAUGACUACUCAAAUUCCACAGUAUGCUUUGUCAGAUACAGUAUAUCAUCCCUCUGAUCCACCUGCUAGGACAUCUGAUGUGACACCUCCACCUUCAAUACAAGGGGUACACUCACCAUGUACUUCACAACCAACAAAUUCAGAUGCAGGACGCACCCUUAGAUCAUCUAUUGCAUUAGAGACACAGAGCAAUGAUGGGAAGCCAAUUCUAUGCCUUGAUGGACAAGGAUUCUUACCUUCACGCCCUGCUGCUAAUGGGAUUACGGAUAUCCUCACGAGUCAUUAUAUUGACCCCUGGCCAUCUUGGAAGAAGAUACCGAUUAGCUCAAGGGACUCAUGGUUUGAAGAAUUUUUGAUUAAGUUUUCUAUUAGUCCACCAGAUUACAAUUGGGCAAAAAAGAAUUUUGAGAUGCGAGGUUCAAUAUUGCUGACAAAUAAGCUAAAUAAGGCUCGGACCACAAUGGAUAAACCAAAUUGGAUUAAAGAUAGUGUUUGGGAGAUAUUGUGCGAUCAUUGGAGAUCUGAAGGAUUCAAAAAGAAGAGUGCCCAAGCAAAAACAAAUCGAGCAUCUAAUUGUGGAGCAUCUCACACUGGUGGCUCUAUUUCCGCAUCUCAGCAUAGAGCUAAUAUGAUGAAAGAGACCGGAACCACUCCAACUCCAUUGGAGUUGUUUCGUCGCAUGCACCAACGUAAGGACAACACAUGGGUGGAUAGGAGAUCACAACUUUUAAAUGAGGCAUUUACACACACAUUGAAACAAUUGACCGAACGAGCAUUGGCACAAGGAAAACCUCCACCAAGUGAGUUUGAUGUGUGGUGUGAUGUAGCUAGGUCGAAGAAAGGAAAAGUAUAUGGUCUUGGAAUGGAAUCUAUGGCAGUUGCAGGAAGGCCUUGCUAUCAUGACUCAUCUUCAUCAAUAGAGUGGGUAAAAAAACAAGAGUUUGAUGAAUUGAGAAAAAAGAUGGAAGGAGUUAUAAAUGGAAGAGAUGGGCUUCAAACCAAAGUUGCAAAUAUUGAGAGGCUUCUUGAGCAGAACAAUGCAUUGAUACGACAAUUGAUGGAAAGCAUGAAUCGUUAGUCCAUGCCAUCCAUGUAGUACAGAGGAAAGUCAAGAUGAGGAUUAGACAAAGUCACGAAGUGAACUAUAGUGACUCGUUGAUACUGAUUUGCCUUUAAUGUAAUUGUGUCUUGUAUGACAAAUGUUUUACAGUUUGGAUAUUAACGUAUAUAUUAACUUUAUGAGGUUCACAAAAUGUGUUUUGAAAUGUUCUACUUUAAUGUAUUUAUGUAUUUUCUUA
Messenger RNA from Glycine soja, 1753 nucleotides. RefSeq lists its product as uncharacterized. Bases 379 to 1533 code for a protein of 384 amino acids. The transcript is spliced from 8 exons. The record is from RefSeq and is a predicted model, not a curated record. Lineage: Eukaryota; Viridiplantae; Streptophyta; Magnoliopsida; Fabales; Fabaceae.